Molecule: messenger RNA, 1974 nt
Organism: Oryctolagus cuniculus (rabbit)
Lineage: Eukaryota; Metazoa; Chordata; Mammalia; Lagomorpha; Leporidae
Gene: ZNF821
Product: zinc finger protein 821
Biological process (GO): regulation of transcription by RNA polymerase II
Cellular component (GO): nucleus
Molecular function (GO): DNA-binding transcription factor activity, RNA polymerase II-specific
Source: RefSeq, a predicted model, not a curated record
CGGAGCCGUCCUCCGUCCUCCGGGGCCCGGUCCUGGAGAGCUCCGGCCCAGCCGGCCCGAGCCGCGAUCCGGGGCCCAUUGUCCGGCGGUCCGUCUGUCCGGAGGCGGGGCCCAGGGCCCCGGAGCGCAGCGGAGCGCCGAGGCGCCGGAUACGCGCCGCUUGGAUCCGGGCGAGUCGGCUGCGCUCCGUGGGAACUGCCGCAGAGCUGGAGGUCUGAAAGAGAACUGUGCUUGAUAUGCAGAUGUGAUAGAAGACUGCCUGAAAGCUGCUUCCUUUGCCACUUCCUGUGGAGGCCUGUCUUUGCCAUUUGUGGUUUCUUUCUUCUUUUGGCUAGCACCUUGCAAAGAAAUAGUAACACAUGCAGUCGUGAAACUGGGAAAGGCCAGAAUUCUCAUAUCAGAGAAACAUGUCCCGUCGGAAACAGACUAAUCCAAAUAAAGUUCACUGGGAUCAAGUAUUUGCUGGGCUAGAAGAGCAAGCCCGCCAGGCGAUGAUGAAAACUGAUUUUCCUGGAGACCUUGGCAGUCAGCGACAAGCUAUCCAACAACUAAGAGAUCAGGACUCCAGUAGCAGUGACAGUGAGGGUGAUGAAGAGGAGACCACACAAGAUGAAGUCUCUUCCCACACAUCAGAGGAAGAUGGCGGGGUGGUCAAAGUCGAAAAAGAGUUAGAAAAUGCAGAGCAGCCUGUUGGUGGGAACGAAGUGGUAGACCAUGAGGUCACAGAAAAUUUGAGUUCUGACCCCUUGCUUGAACUCUGCCAGUGUCCCCUCUGCCAGCUGGACUGUGGGAGUCGGGAGCAGCUGAUCGCUCACGUGUACCAGCAUACUGCGGCAGUGGUGAGUGCCAAGAGCUACAUGUGUCCUGUCUGUGGCAGAGCCCUUAGCUCCCCAGGGUCAUUGGGUCGCCACCUACUAAUCCACUCAGAGGACCAGCGGUCUAACUGUGCUGUGUGUGGAGCCCGUUUCACCAGCCAUGCCACUUUUAACAGUGAGAAGCUUCCUGAAGUACUUAAUAUGGAAUCCCUACCCCCAGCCCAUAAUGAGGGUCCCUCCAGUGCUGAGGGAAAAGACAUUGCCUUUAGUCCUGCAGUGUACCCUGCUGGAAUUCUGCUUGUGUGCAACAACUGUGCUGCCUACCGUAAGCUACUGGAAGCUCAGACCCCCAGUGUACGCAAGUGGGCCUUACGUCGACAGAAUGAGCCUUUGGAAGUGCGGCUACAGCGGUUAGAACGAGAGCGCACGGCCAAGAAGAGCCGGCGGGACAAUGAGACCCCUGAGGAGCGGGAGGUGAGGCGCAUGAGGGACCGGGAGGCCAAGCGCCUGCAGCGCAUGCAGGAGACAGAUGAGCAGCGGGCACGCCGGCUGCAGCGGGAUCGGGAGGCCAUGAGGCUGAAGAGGGCUAAUGAAACCCCAGAGAAGCGGCAGGCCCGGCUCAUCCGAGAGCGAGAGGCCAAGCGGCUCAAGAGGAGGCUGGAGAAAAUGGACAUGAUGUUGCGAGCUCAGUUUGGCCAAGAUCCUUCGGCCAUGGCAGCCUUAGCAGCUGAGAUGAACUUCUUCCAACUACCCGUGAGUGGGGUGGAGUUGGACAGCCAGCUGCUGGGCAAGAUGGCCUUUGAAGAGCAGAACAGCAGCUCUCUGCACUGAACCACACCCUCCAGUGUGCUCUCCCUCUCCCAGCCCCCACCCAUUCCAGCCCGCAGGUGUUAGUGCUGCAGCCAUUCACAAGGUCAUCCUUGCUGCCAGCUGCAGGCCCGAGCUGGCUGCAGGUGGACCUGUGCACCCCUUGCAUGUGGGAACAGGAUGAUGGGGUCAGGAGGGACCCAGCCCAGCCCAAGGCAGCUCUGGACAAGGGAGCAGGCACUCCAGAGAACUGGACUCCAUAGCCCACUGCUGCAGGAUGGACGUUUGGGACUGUGGGGCCCCAAGUGUGGCCCAGGAAGUUGUGAGGACAAAUAAAUUAAUUUUAUCUUUA